Molecule: messenger RNA, 826 nt
Organism: Saprolegnia parasitica CBS 223.65
Lineage: Eukaryota; Oomycota; Saprolegniomycetes; Saprolegniales; Saprolegniaceae
Exons: 3
Coding region: 210-794 (194 amino acids)
Cellular component (GO): cytoplasm
Molecular function (GO): protein binding
Source: RefSeq, a predicted model, not a curated record
GUAAUGGUGUGACGUGCGGGCUUGGUGCCAGCGCGGCUUCUCGGCACGACCGAGUGUGCAGACGUGCGAUUGCGCAGCGCGUCCUCCUCCACUGGAAGCAGGCUGGACCGUCCUGUAACGAGUAGUAGCAGCUGCGGCACGACGGCGGUUGUGAAAUUCGCUUGUCGCGACCACUUGGCGCAGAAGAAAGGACGACGCGCCACGUGUCCAUGCCUGCCAGCGACGAUCGGCGCGCGUUCUUGGCCGCCGCCAAGGCCGGCGACGUUUGCGCCAUUGCGGCCUGCUUGGCCGACCGAUCGUGCAACCCCAACGCGCACGUGGGCAACGGCUGGACGGCGCUGCAUUUCGCCGUCUACCAUGGCAACAUGGACGUUGUCCGUCUCCUCGUCGCGAGCCCGCGCGUCGACGUGAACGCGCUUACCAUAUGCGGCACGUCACCCAUUGCUCUCGCCUUGCAGCGCCAAGGGUCGCGCAUGCUCGAGAUCCUCCUCGUGCAUGGCUGCCGUCGGACCACGAUACCGCCUGCGAUGCAUCGCGCAGUGUCGAGCCUCUCGGAGGACGUCCAGCACAAGCUGUCGCCGGCGUGGUCGGUUGUGUGGACGCCAUUGCUGCACCCCCGGUUUCCGCAGCUGCAACGCGACGUCUGCUUUGUGCUGCUCUGCGCCAACGCCGGUCGGCACCGAAGGGGGUUCUUCUCGGCGCUGUGGCCCCGCGCAGCACGAAAGACGCAGUGGGUCUAUCUCCCGCCACCGCUUCUCGAUCGCAUUUUGGAGUAUUAUUUCUGGCUCGACUAAAAUCGAAUCUUACGCGGCCUUGUACCCGGCCA